Meira miltonrushii is the source of this 1071-nucleotide messenger RNA. RefSeq lists its product as uncharacterized. The transcript has a single exon. NCBI's taxonomy places the organism in Eukaryota, Fungi, Basidiomycota, Exobasidiomycetes, Exobasidiales, Brachybasidiaceae. The annotation marks the transcript as partial. The record is from RefSeq and is a predicted model, not a curated record.
CAGAACCACAAUCCGAUCGUAGCACCGGCAAAUUCUUCUUAUAACAUCAUACGAAUCGGACCAAAUAACGAACAAUUAGGUACUUUUUGGACAGCAAAACCAAAACAAAAUAAAGCAACACAAGCAUUCAUCAUGAUUCAUGGUAAAUUACGUAACGGUGGAGAUUAUUGGACAAUCAUGAAUAAUAUCGUUAAAAAUGCCGUUGAAAAUAAUGUUACGGGUGUGGAUCCGGAUGCCAUCGUCGUUGCUCCGGAAUUCUUUUCUGCCAGAGAUAAUUCAGGUCAAUACGAUAAUAACACACUUGCAUGGGGUGACGUAAACGCAUGGCAAGCAGGUGAAAAAGCCAUUCAUCCAGCAGGUUCUGGUGUUAGCUCAUUCGAUGCUCUUGAUUCAUUGGCCAAUAAAUUCUUGGACGUAACACAGUAUCCACGAUUGCAAAAAUUGACCAUCAUCGGGCAUGGAGGAGGCGGUCAAUUGAUUCAGCGAUAUGCUACUGUUGGCUCAGUGGACAGCAAUGACCGCGUUCACAUUCGCUUCAUCCAUGGUGAUCCCUCCUCUUGCAACUACUUCACCACAGAUCGACCAACCAUCGACGGCCAAACAUUGCCAACGAAAGACAGUUGCCCAACUUACAACACUUGGCGAUACGGCUUUGACAAUUUCACAGCUUCAUCCGGCCCGACCAAGAAGCCUCAAGAAUAUUUCCAACAAUACAUAUCCAGAGAUGUUGUUAGCAUUGUGGGAUACCAAGAUACCCAAGCAAGCGGUGACAAUUAUUGUAUGGCAGUCAUGCAAGGUGGUUCAGCGCGAAGAGAUCGCAAUUUGAUCUGGUGGAGAUACAUCAACACCCUAGCCAACACAGGAGAAGAUCUAGACGGAUUCCCUGGAAAUUUUGACAAUCUUCCUGAUUGGUCUAACCUUGUCAACAAUAACACAUUCGGUAUUCGUCUCUUGGUCGUUGAAGAUGCAGAUCAUGAUGCCGAAUUGGUAUUCGAAAGUGCUGAAGGACGAGCAGCUCUAUUUGACGUAAACUCCUCCUCUUUCCCUACCGGAUGGAGACCAGCCGGUUGG